This is a messenger RNA of Megalops cyprinoides (Indo-Pacific tarpon), 2274 nucleotides long. RefSeq names its product hepatic leukemia factor-like. Gene Ontology annotation, cellular component: nucleus. Gene Ontology annotation, molecular function: DNA-binding transcription factor activity, RNA polymerase II-specific; RNA polymerase II cis-regulatory region sequence-specific DNA binding. The record is from RefSeq and is a predicted model, not a curated record. The transcript is spliced from 4 exons. Gene Ontology annotation, biological process: regulation of transcription by RNA polymerase II. Bases 237 to 1133 code for a protein of 298 amino acids. Lineage: Eukaryota; Metazoa; Chordata; Actinopteri; Elopiformes; Megalopidae.
UCAGACUCGCAAACUAGCCACAAUCGGGUGCAGUCUGCCAGGACCCGGUGAACCCAAACACAAUCUUCCUUUUUCCUGGGGUAGUUUAUCUGAUUCGUGGAAACAGUCCCGGAUUAAGUCGAUUUCGCUCGAGGACGUAUUUCUUUGCAUAUAUAGUCUCCAUAUACUUUUUAAAUUAUUUUUCUUCCCCUCUCGGAAUAACAGGCUUUCCUUUCGUUUAGCUGUAUUGCUAGAAUAUGGAGAAGAUGGCUAGACCUCUCCCGAUAAACUCAACUUUCCUACCUCCAACUCACGGCGUGCUGAAAUCCCUGCUGGAAAAUCCUUUAAAACUUCCGUUUCACCACGACGAAGGUUUUGGCAAAGAGAAGGAGAAGAAGCUUGAGGAUGAGGUUAGCGGGUCCAAUGCACCGCAGUCUGCUUUCUUGGGUCCAACCCUGUGGGAUAAGACCCUGCCUUAUGAUGGGGACACCUUCCAGCUGGAGUACAUGGACCUGGAAGAGUUCCUGUCUGAGAAUGGCAUCCCCUCCAACCCAGCGCAGCACGACCAAAACCAGCACCAACAGCAGGUGCCCCUGCAGCAGGCCCCGCCCCCACCGCCCACGCCCCCCACGCCCUCCGUGGUGGACCUGAGCAGCCGCGCCACCACCUCCGUUCAUACAGCCAUGGUCACCCAGAGCUGCCUCCACAGUCCCAGCAGAGCAGUCCUGCCUUCGUCUCGCAACACCCCAAGCCCCAUUGACCCGGACACCAUCCAGGUUCCCGUGGGCUAUGAGCCAGACCCAGCGGACCUGGCAUUGUCCAGCAUCCCAGGCCAGGAGAUCUUCGACCCCCGCAAGCGCAAGUUCACUGCUGAGGAGCUGAAGCCCCAGCCUAUGAUCAAGAAGGCCCGCAAAGUCUUCAUCCCGGAUGACAUGAAGGAUGACAAAUACUGGGCCCGACGCAGAAAGAACAACGUGGCGGCGAAGCGGUCACGGGACGCUCGGCGGCUGAAGGAGAACCAGAUCGCCAUCCGGGCUGGCUUCCUGGAGAAGGAGAACGGCGCGCUGCGCCAGGAGGUGGCCGACCUGAGGAAGGAGCUGGGUCGUUGCAAAAACAUUUUGGCCAAAUACGAAGCCCGCCAUGGGCCCCUGUGAAAAUCCCCUGCUGCCCCCUCCUCCACCCCUUGGGCUUCUAAAUGCCCCCCACCCAACCCCAACCCCCCACCCUGCCCUGUACCUCACUCACCCAGGAGUCUGAAGGACAAUGCACCCUACCCCGCCCCUACCAAGCCCUUCCCACCACUACACCCCAGGCCCCGCCUCUUUUCCUACAGAUGACUUUAUAUUUGCUGUUGGCAUCUCUUUCUAGAUAUGUAUAAAUGUAUUAUUGAUGUGUGAUAUAUAUUUAUACAUAUAUUUGGAAGUCCAUAAUCCCUGCCCCUCACUUUGCCAGGUCAUGUUUUUGGAAUCCCCCUACUAGCCCUGACAAUGUGAGCCCGUCUCCCCCACUCUUCGAUUUUUUUUUUGUUGUUUUUUUUUUUUUUUUUGCGUGAAGCAAUGCCGUGUUGUUCAAUUUCCUCCUGUAUACUUUUAUAGUCAUUAUCAGGACUGAGAACUGUUAAAAAAAAUCUGCACCCCCUUUGUGCCCCCACGCCCCUUUUAUCUACAUUUUCAGUGCUGCUGCUGAAGUGAUAACCCUACCUACUAUUGGUCCGUUCCCUUAUAAACCAGUGAGAACGGGUCCGGCCAUUUCCUGCCAUGUGGAAAGGCAAUCUUCGUUAAUGUGUGCGACCUCCUCCUUCGUGACAUAACCCCUUUUAUUUUUGUCUGUUUGGUCAUUCCUAGUACUUACAGUCCAUAUUAUUUUUAGAUGGGUGCUCUGUUGUUUAUGCUGUUUUAGUCAUUGCUCUUCCUUUUUGUUUGUAAGUUUAUAAAGUGCUGGGAUGUUACACUAAUCUCUUGACUGCCGCGGUUACAGCCCCCGUCCAUGUGCUUGUUCAUUUUCUUCUCACUCUGAGAUUUAGUGCUUUAACCCUCCCAACACACACAAACACACACAACAGCGGUUGUGUUUUCGUUUUCUUGCAACCGAAGCAAUAAUCCUGUCCCAGCGUACGCUACUGUUAAAACCUUCCCGGGUGCCUCUCAUGUGCGUAGAACUACCCCCACCCCAAUCUCUGACCGAAUCCUUCCUCUGCUCAGUAUUACCCUGGCAAGUUACGUUACCAUGAUGGAAGACUUUUUCCCCGAUAAUAUUAAACCCGCUUAAUGCUAGAGUCCCCCCUCAAUGCCCCCC